AUGAACGCCAUUGGAAGCUCUGCUGUAUGCGUCGAUGCCCAGCUGUCAUGCCACAACACCUCCGCGGUGGAGAAUCUUUGCUGCUUCAAUUACCCGGGUGGUACCCUUCUCCAGACGCAGUUCUGGGAUACGCAUCCUGUCACGGGUCCAGUAGAUUCUUGGACCAUUCAUGGUCUAUGGCCUGACAACUGCGAUGGCACGUACGAUGCAAACUGCGACGAUGAGCGCGCCUACCGCAAUAUUACUCAGAUUUUGAAGCAUUCUGGCGCUUACGAUCUGCUCAACGACAUGCAGACUUUGUGGGUGAGCGAUAGCGGCAGCUCUGAAACGUUCUGGGAGCACGAAUGGGGCAAACAUGGCACUUGCAUCUCAACGCUUCAACCCAGCUGCUACACGGACUACCAACCUACGCAAGAGGUGACGGACUUCUUCAACCGCACCGUUACCCUUUUUAAAUCGUUGCCGAGCUAUGAGUGGCUUGAGAGUGCAGGUAUUGUGCCAAGCAUUACUGCCACCUAUACUCGUCAGCAGAUUCAGUCCGCUUUAGGUGCAAACAGAGGCGAUCGUUCUGUAUACCUUGGCUGCCGGCAUGGCGCGCUUAAUGAGAUCUGGUAUUUCUUCAACGUACAAGGCUCAAUACAGACCGGUUCGUUUAAGCCCUCAGACCUGGUUGGCACGGGCUCUACCUGCCCCAGCAGCGGCAUCAAGUACCUUCCCAAGGGUGCGGCCGGCCCGUCUCCAACCAGCACCACCACGACUACUGGUCCUUCACCGACUUCCACCGGUCCUGUAUUGAGUGGAAGAGGCUUCCUCGACGUCAUAACCUCCGGCAAUAAACGCGGGUGCAUUAUCUCCCGCGGGAGAUGGUAUACCAGUGGUAGCUGCGCAGGCUUCACCGCUUCUCCGUUGAGCGGCGGCUUCACACUAAAGAGCAGCAAAGGCUACUGUGGUGUAGCGGAUGGUGCGCUCACAUGUGGGGCUCGGAUUAGAAAUGCGCCCUUGUUCAACGCCACCAAGGACGGCACGCUUCUAUACAACGGAGCGCAGACGUUUUAUGCUGACGGCGUGCCACGUGGAAGAAAGCAAGGCAUGGUGUACACUGACGCUGAGCACGACACGAGCCUGACGAUCCGGUGGCAGAAGCGGUAG
This is a messenger RNA of Baudoinia panamericana UAMH 10762, 1149 nucleotides long. RefSeq lists its product as uncharacterized. NCBI's taxonomy places the organism in Eukaryota, Fungi, Ascomycota, Dothideomycetes, Mycosphaerellales, Teratosphaeriaceae. The record is from RefSeq and is a predicted model, not a curated record. Gene Ontology annotation, molecular function: RNA binding; ribonuclease T2 activity. Gene Ontology annotation, biological process: RNA catabolic process. Bases 1 to 1149 code for a protein of 382 amino acids. Gene Ontology annotation, cellular component: extracellular region. The transcript is spliced from 4 exons.